Messenger RNA from Episyrphus balteatus (marmalade hoverfly), 1865 nucleotides. It is a transcript of the gene Swim, whose product is annotated as tubulointerstitial nephritis antigen-like. Gene Ontology annotation, cellular component: lysosome. The transcript is spliced from 7 exons. Gene Ontology annotation, molecular function: cysteine-type peptidase activity; peptidase inhibitor activity. The coding region runs from base 177 to 1490 and encodes 437 amino acids. Lineage: Eukaryota; Metazoa; Arthropoda; Insecta; Diptera; Syrphidae. Gene Ontology annotation, biological process: proteolysis. The record is from RefSeq and is a predicted model, not a curated record.
AUAAAAAAAAAAAUAAAUUGAUGAUACAGUGAAACCGAACCGAAGUUCAAAUUCAAAUUUUUCGAAUCAAUUUACUGUUUGUGAUAUUUUUUGCUUUUGCUGAAGUUAUCACAUUCUUUAUCUCGAUUAAUAUUUAAUAAAUAAUUUAACUUAAUAUAAUUUUUAAGUUGAGCAAAAUGAAUCUCAGAUUGCAGCAUAUACCGUCACAAAUUCUUGUGGCGGCCAUUCUGAUCGCUGUGAUAGCUGCAAAUGAUUAUAGAGAAGAUUUGCGAGCAGACUUCCCUGGACAGUAUUGUGAGCGACAAAAUAGUUGUUGCAAUAACAGACAAGAUAAUUGCUCAGUUCCAAUUGCAAAUACACUUUGUUACUGUGAUCAAUUUUGUAAUUGGAAUCCCGGUGAUUGCUGUCCCGAUUACAGACCAUUUUGUCUAAACGAACCAGUUGCUCAUCCAAUAAUACAAUGCAUUCAUAACAAACGUAGCAUGAAACCAUUGACAACGGUCAAGGAUAACUGCAACGUAUGCAAAUGUCAAUUAGAUGGACGUGUUGUUUGUGAACAGGAUCUCUGUCUGACAGAUGAUGAUCUCAUUUAUAAUGUUAAUUCAAUCUCAGAUCUUGGUUGGUCAGCGAGAAAAUAUGAUGAAUUUUGGGGAAGGAAAUACAAGGAAGGAUUGACAUUGCGUUUAGGUACAAUGGAACCAACAUUUAGAGUAAAGGCUAUGUCUAGAUUAUCAAGUCCACAUGUGAAUUUGCCAAGAUCUUUCAAUUCGGUUGAUAAGUGGUCGAGUUAUAUUUCUGAUGUACCAGAUCAAGGAUGGUGCGGUUCAUCUUGGGUUAUUUCGACAACUUCUGUUGCAUCUGAUCGUUAUGCUAUUCAAUCUCAGGGCAAGGAAGUCGUUAAUCUAUCGCCACAAAAUAUUCUAUCUUGUACCAGACGGCAACGCGGUUGUGAUGGAGGUCAUUUGGAUGCUGCCUGGAGAUACUUGCACAAACAAGGUGUUGUUGAAGAAAGCUGCUACCCAUACACUGCCGAAAGAACUGCCUGCAAAAUUCGUCACAACAAAUCUCUUCGUGCUGCCGGUUGUCGUCCAUCAUUCUACUCAGAACGUGAUGAAUUCUACACAGUUGCUCCAGCUUAUUCGAUAAACAAUGAAACCGAUAUAAUGGUUGAAAUUAUGAAUUCCGGUCCAGUUCAGGCCACAAUGUUUGUCUACAGAGAUUUCUUCUCAUAUUCGGGUGGUGUCUAUCGAAAAUCAGCAGCCACUCGAGGUGGUGAACGUGGAUUCCAUUCAGUGAAACUUGUUGGUUGGGGUGAAGAACGAUAUGGAGACAAAUAUUGGAUUGCUGCCAAUUCUUGGGGUCCAUGGUGGGGUGAGCAUGGAUACUUCCGUAUCCUUCGUGGUAGUAAUGAAUGUGGUAUUGAGGAAUAUGUUUUAGCUUCAUGGCCAAAUGUAUUCAAUCAUUAUAAAGUGAAAAAAAAUCUACCCUAAGUUAAUAUAAAAUAUCUGCCUUUAAAAAAAAAAAACUCCCACAAGUGACACACACCUAUAUCCGUAGGUUUCUUAUUUAAGUUAUUAUAUAAAUAAUAUAAAACGAAAAAUCUACUUAAGUGAUUUUUAUUAUAAGGACGAGUAUUACCUAAGUAAUAAUUUAUAAGUCAACUUUUGAAAAAAAAAAAAAAACAAAAAUUCAACACAAAAAGAAUCGAAUUGUAACCCUAUACCCAACUCAUUUAGUUGUUUAUUUAAAAACAAAAAAAAAACUAAGAGUAUAAAAGCACUUAUAGAUAAAAGUUAAAAAAUGUAUUAAUAUUGUUUUCUUUUUCUUUGUUCAAUAAUGUAGGUAAUUAAUUUUUAACAUGUAUU